This is a messenger RNA of Pichia membranifaciens NRRL Y-2026, 2010 nucleotides long. RefSeq lists its product as hypothetical. Lineage: Eukaryota; Fungi; Ascomycota; Pichiomycetes; Pichiales; Pichiaceae. The record is from RefSeq and is a predicted model, not a curated record. The transcript has a single exon. Bases 41 to 1927 code for a protein of 628 amino acids.
UAGUAGAGAUACCAUUUGACUAUACCGUGCAGAGCAAACAAUGCGUUUUAUUUCAAGAACGUCCGUGUUUGUGUUUGCAAGGCGGUUUGCUUCAGAGGUGAAAACUGGUGCAGAAGCGGUUGAGUUACCGUUGACAUCGACCCCGUUCGAAGGAAAAGAGCUGGACAGAAAGGAAUACAGAUCUUCUAAGCACAAGAUCACUCAAUCUCCGUCUGAGUACAGAGAAUCGCAUGCGAUAUUCUUAAAGCAGAACUUAGAGCGGUGGAUAUCAAACCAGCAGACUUUCCCCAAAGGUGACGAGAACGAUUUUGAAAUUUUCAACAAGCUUCACCACAACCCAAUCAGGAAGAACGUGCCCGAAUACCCAGAGUCAAUCUCCGGCCUCAAAUUCCAGGAGUCUACGGAAUCGGAUAGAGAAAAUGUGCUAAGCUAUUUCAAGGAGUUAACCAGAUUCUCUUAUCCUAAGAAGGAGAAGUUUAUUGCCAAGGCGAUCAAACAGGUGUAUAAGAAGUAUCGCUCCUUGAAGACGGUGCAGGACGAAUACCUUUGCUACUCUGUGAAAAAGAACAAUGGUGAGUCUGUCACACGUUUGCUCAAGAACAAGCCAAUCUACUACCAGCGCCCAUCUACGUAUAGCACCUUGUUGGAGAUGACUUCAAUUUUCAAGAAUUCGAAGAAUAGUCUUGCCUCCUUGAGAUCCAUUACUAAACGCCUAGACAACAACAACAUCCCUAUAAGCAACGAGUUAGUGUACAAGCUCUACUACAUGCUACCUAUUGAUGCAAGCAGGUUCAUGGUCAAGCAGUUGGAAGACAAGAUGGACGUGCGGACUCUUUUGAAUGACGUGCCGUACUUAAGAAUCGAGAGUUUUGACGAGAUGAAGCAGAAGUUGCUUCUUGACGAGGUCAAAUUCACUUACGCGAGCUAUAUCCAGUUGUCUAAGCUCAUGACCAGGGAAAACCGGAUUGCCGAAGGAUUGAACUUCAUUCAGCGGCUUGUGUUCAUGCAUAGAUUGGAGUUGCCAUUAUCGCUGUGCAAGUACACUGUCGACCUUGUUCUUGCCCACGACCCACACCUCUGCGUUCCGUUUGCCGUGAGCAUGCAGCGGUUCACGGGGUGCUCCUUGAAGAUGUAUGCGGCGUACAGGGCGACGGUCUUGUUGCUCGCGUCGAAGGUGUUGACGAAGGAGACAAUCACAUUGUUUAAGCUUCUUGUGGCCUCCAGCACCUGGAAGGUGAAGAUCUUCACUAACGAGCUUUUGCAGCAUAUCUCCGAGUCGGACAACAGGGGGGAGCUUCUUGAGUUCUUUGCCUCUAGUAUUGAGGACGCCGACCAUGCGGAGCUCAAGAGAGUCUUCCAGACGUUCUAUGCGUCGAACGACAUCGCCUUCAAGCCAGGGUUUGACGCCUCCUUCUACGAGCCGAUUUACAGGUUGUUCCCCACAUACAAGAAGUUCGACAUCAUGCGCACGGAGGUCUUUAGCGACAACAAGGACCUCCGCCAGCAGUGGGAGGCCACAAUCGUCCCUUACGCCAGUUCGAACAAGCCCUUGUUCUACAAGCUCUGCAGAGAGGUCGGUGCCACUCUUGUCGAACGCGGCGAGUACGAGAAGGUGGUCCCCUUUGUCCAGUACGUGAAAAACGUGCACGACUGCAACAUAGAGUACGACACAUACCUCGGCCUAUUCCUCAAGCUCGUGUCACUUGACGAGCCCAACACUGCGCAGGUCCAAUUGGCAAUCCUACUGGCGCACUACGUCAACCUCCGCCGCACGAUGAUGGUGAAGGCUUUCCUCGACAAGUACCCGACCACGGACGAGGUCUUUGCUGCGCUGGAAAACGACAAGGCGUCUAAAAACCUCGACCAGGCCUGGGCCCUCCUUGUAAAGGAGACUGCAUGGCCCCUCGAUGGCCCACCAGCGCUCUGAGAUUACCCCCACAUAACUUGUAUAAAUCACGCAUGUACAUACAUCGACAAUACUGUAAGCAUGCUUAAACGUCAAGGCACCAC